This is a messenger RNA of Salmo salar (Atlantic salmon), 876 nucleotides long. The record is from RefSeq and is a predicted model, not a curated record. NCBI's taxonomy places the organism in Eukaryota, Metazoa, Chordata, Actinopteri, Salmoniformes, Salmonidae.
AUGGCAGCGGUGUGUAACAGACAGUGUGUGCCUUCACCUCCCACCCACCGCAGCCUUCACCUCCCUCCCACCGCAGCCUUCACCUCCCACCCACCGCAGCCUUCACCUCCCACCCACCGCAGCCUUCACCUCCCUCCCACCGCAGCCUUCACCUCCCUCCCACCGCAGCCUUCACCUCCCACCCACCGCAGCCUUCACCUCCCACCCACCGCAGCCUUCACCUCCCACCCACCGCAGCCUUCACCUCCCACCCACCGCAGCCUUCACCUCCCUCCCACCGCAGCCUUCACCUCCCUCCCACCGCAGCCUUCACCUCCCACCCACCGCAGCCUUCACCUCCCACCCACCGCAGCCUUCACCUCCCACCCACCGCAGCCUUCACCUCCCUCCCACCGCAGCCUUCACCUCCCUCCCACCGCAGCCUUCACCUCCCACCCACCGCAGCCUUCACCUCCCUCCCACCGCAGCCUUCACCUCCCACCCACCGCAGCCUUCACCUCACACCCACCGCAGCCUUCACCUCCCUCCCACCGCAGCCUUCACCUCCCUCCCACCGCAGCCUUCACCUCCCUCCCACCGCAGCCUUCACCUCCCUCCCACCGCAGCCUUCACCUCCCACCCACCGCAGCCUUCACCUCCCACCCACCGCAGCCUUCACCUCCCACCCACCGCAGCCUUCACCUCCCACCCACCGCAGCCUUCACCUCCCUCCCACCGCAGCCUUCACCUCCCACCCACCGCAGCCUUCACCUCCCUCCCACCGCAGCCUUCACCUCCCUCCCACCGCAGCCUUCACCUCCCUCCCACCGCAGCCUUCACCUCACACCCACCGCAGCCUUCACCUCACACCCACCGCAGCCUUCACCUCACCACUAA